GCAAACUCAGGUACACCUCAGACCCGAGAGGGAGGGCGUGGGGUCACCAUUUAGCUGUUAUGUUGUCUCGGAAAUGGUAGCUCCCGACGGCUAAUUGACCACUAAAUAACUGGUGCGAAUUCCCCCGGGCAGCUCUUUACCUCGAAAGGUAUUUCUUUUUUUUUGUUAUUUUCGAGUCUCUCUAACCUGCCUUUUUCGAGUCUCAGUUGAGCUGGAGCCUUCCUGCCGGAUCAGUGCUGCGCCCAAGCGGUAGUUUGUUCUCGCUCUUUUCCUCCUCCCAUCUUGAACGCCGCUCUGGCGAUUUGGAGGACUUAUCUCUGAUGACAGGAAAUAUGUGUUUAGGCAUGCGCAGUGCAUAAGCGCGCCUGGAGUCCUCGUUUUUAUUUUCCGUGCAGUGGAGAGGCGUCGACGAAUUUAACCACGAGGAGUUAUUAACGUGGCGAAGGAUCAAGACUUUUUGCCUUGUUCACGAGGUGAACAAAAUAGGCUGGCGUUUGGAACGUUCGAAUAAAGAUGGAAAGCAAUGAAGAGCCCCAGAAAAGAGUAUUUAAGGCCCGCAAAACAAUGAAAGCGAGUGAUCGACAGCAGCUUGAGAGUGUGUAUAAAGUGAGAGAAGAGCUUAUGAAGACCACUGAUGUUAAGUUGUUAAAUGGGAAGCAUGAAAAUGGGGAUUCAGACCUUAAUUCCCCCCUAAUAAAUUCAGACUGUGUGGAAGACAAAGAGAUUAAUGGCAUAGAGGAUUUAUGCCUUGAUUCUGAAGAAGGAAAAAUGAAGUCUGAUGAAAUCACUGAUGCCAAAAGUCCAGAUGCUGGAGAGUACCAGGAAACUGACCUGGCUUCCAAACUUGAAAAUAAUUCUCCCGAGAAGAUUGCUUCUGAGCAAGAUCAUGAGGAUGCUAGUAGUACUUCUGCUCCUGAACCUGAAAGUUCUGUGCUUGACUGUAAUAAAGAUAAUGAUUUCCAGGAAGAGGUAACUGUAAAAGAAAACUUAGACCAUGAAGAUAGUAGUAUGAAAGAUGAAUCGGGUGAGAAAGAUGUACCAAACUGGGCUGAAGUUGAAAGUAACACAACCUGUAAUAAUGACUCCUCACAAGAACUAGUAGAAACAAAUGAUCAAGCUUGUACUCUUGAUUUGCCUGUGGAGGAAGAAAAAAGUGAUGGGGAAGUUGUUCUGAAAGAUAGUAUUGGUGAGCAAGCGAUUUCUAGCAGCAUAGAUGCUGAUCAGGAACCAAAGGAUGGGGAUGCCCAAUCUUCAGAUCUUCUGGAGACUAGUAUGCAAAAAACAGUGGAAGAAGAACCAAUAGAAAGCAUCUUGGGAAAUUCAGCCACCAUGGAAACAGAGGAGAUUAUUCCAAUUUUAGAAAAACUAGCCCCAGCAGAAGAUGAAUUAAGCUGUUUCACCAAAUCUGUCUUGCUUCCAGCGGAGAAUCCUAAUCUAGAUGUAGAAGAUAAAGUGGAAAGUUCAUUAAAUUCUCCAUCCAAACAUGAAAGUAGCGAAAAUUUGCCUAAAGAAGCAUUCUUGGUGCUUUCCGAUGAAGAGGAACUUUGUUGUGAGAAAGAACCUGAAGGGGUAACGUCAAAAGAAGCAAGUAUUUCAGAAGGUAGAGAGGAGGAAAAAGAAAAAGAAUUGAGGAAAGCAGAAGAGCAAAAGAAGGAGGAAGAGAGACCUCCAGAAAGAAGUGAGGCAUCAAGAAGGAAGCGUUCCAAAUCGGAGGAUAUGGACACUGUCCACUCUAAACGUCGUCGAUACAUGGAAGAAGAAUAUGAAGCAGAAUUUGAAGUAAAAAUUACAACCAGAGGGGAUGUUAAUCAGAAGUUAGAAAAGGUUAUCCAGAGGUUUCUUGAAGAAAAGUUCAGUGCCCUGCAAUGUGCUGUCUUUGAUAAAACGGUAGCAGAUCUGAAAACUAGAGUUGAUAAGAUUGAAUGUAGCAAGAGACAUAAAACUGUCCUUAAUGAACUACAGGCUAAAAUUACAAGACUGACAAAACGUUUUGGAGCAGCUAGAGAAGAUUUGAAAAAAAGAUCUGAAAAUCCUCAAAGCACACCUCAGUCCCCAGGAAAAGUGGUGGGUGAUGCUGGCGGUGUUAACAGUGUGGCAUAUAGAAAUGCUGGCACAGUAAGACAGAUGCUAGAGUCCAAGAGAAAUACAGGUGACAGCACACCAACUACAUUUCAGGCACCUGUGAAUACAGUGUCUACUGCUAAUCUUACAACUCCACAGACAACAGCCAGUGGACAUCCCAAACCUCAGACUCCAGUCACUUCUGCACCUUUGACUUCUGGCUCCUUGACAACCUCAGUUCUUCCUGCAGCAAAUACAGCAACAGUAGUUGGCACUAGUCAAGUGGCCAGCGGCAGCACACAGCCUGUGUCUGUUUCACUACAGUCCUUGCCAGUAAUACUGCACGUACCUGUUGCAAUGUCCUCUCAGCCUCAGCUCCUGCAAGGCCAUACUGGCACUUUGGUUACCAACCAGCAGUCUGGAAGUGUUGAAUUUAUACCUGUGCAAAGUCAAUCUAACGUUGGCAACCUAAGCAAGACUCCAUUAACACUGUCAUCUGCUAAUUCAGCAAAACCAAACAUCAGCCCUUCUGUACCCAGCUCUGGUAUUCAGAGGAACUCUCCAGCCAGUGCUGGUUGCUCAAUAGGGACAACUCUGGCAGUACAGGCUGUUUCAACAGCACAUCCAGUUGCACAAGCCACAAGGACUACUUUGGCUACUGUGACUACAUCAGGAGUGUAUACUCCUCCUACCAGCAAUAGGAGUUCCAUACAAAUGAAGAUCCCUUUGACAGCCUUCAGCAGUACUGCUCCUUCUGAAAUAAGCACCCCAGUGGCACCUAGAGUUGAGAGCCAGACAUCCAGGUUGCUGCCACCUCUACUGCCAUCAACAGAUACUUCAGCAAAGAAAGCAUCUGAGAAUCCAUCACAGAGUGGAAAGCCCACAGGUAGUGUUUCAAGUGGAGUCAUUGACCUCACAUUGGAUGAUGAAGAUGAUGGCUCUUCUCAAGCAGAGAGCAAGAAGCAGAACCAGAAUCAAUCAAACACAUCUGGAAUCAGUCUGCCCAACCAAUCUGUAGCUCGUCCACUCCAGCCAGUACAGACAAGUCCUGUCCAACAGACAGGUGCGCCAGCAAGUGGCUUAUCACAGACUACCAUACAUGUUCUCCCCACAGCCCAGACAACUGUGAAUGUAACCCAUCGUCCAAUGACUCAGGCUGCUGCCCGGCUCCCAGUACCAAGAGCUCCUGCUAACCAUCAGGUGGUCUAUACUACUCUUCCUGCACCAUCAGGACAGAAUCCUGUGCGAACCAACGUUAUGCAGAGCCCUAGUUUAAGGCAGGUCAACCCACAAAGUUCAGGUGUGACACUGCGAAUGCCUCAGACAACAGCGUACGUUGUAAACAAUGGACUGACCUUGGGGUCUGGAGGGCCUCAGCUCACUGUGCACCACCGGCCAUCUCAAGUGCAUUCAGAGCCACUGCGGCCUGUGCAUCCAGCCCCACUGCCAGAUGCCCCGCAGCCAUCACGCUUGCCUCCUGAAGCGACCAAUACCUCUCUGCCUCAGAAACCACAUCUGAAGCUAGCACGUGUACAAAGCCAGAAUGGCAUAGUGCUAUCGUGGAGUGUUUUGGAAGUGGACCGGAGCUGUGCCAGCGUGGACAGCUAUCAUCUGUAUGCAUACCAUGAGGACCCUAGUGCCACUGUGCCCUCCCAGUGGAAAAAAAUCGGGGAAGUGAAAGCCCUUCCUCUGCCUAUGGCUUGCACACUUACUCAGUUCGUGUCUGGUAGCAAAUACUAUUUUGCAGUCCGUGCUAAGGACAUCUAUGGACGCUUCGGACCUUUCUGUGACCCUCAGUCUACAGAUGUGAUCGCUUCCCAAAGCAGUUAAACUAGAGACUUUGAAGGCUUCCAUCUUGCCCUACAGUGCAGCUUACUCUGGUUUUGGGUUUAUUCUCAUGCAUGAAACUCACUGUAAAACCUCCUCUGCAAGAUUAUUUCGGACAAUUUUCACACACUACAUAAACUUACAACCAAAAUAAAUUUCUAGCAUACCAUGGGAGAGCCUGUAUUUCUACUGAAAUCUUGAAGCAUGACAUUCUUCUCCCCUGCUGUUUAGGUAUGAGGCCUUGAAUCUUUGGGAUUUGGCUUCAUACAAGUAAGUAUUUGAGUAGGCUGAUGAGGAUAUAUUAGCCCUGACACAAAGGCAAGAGGCAUGUUGGGUCAGGAGGGAAGCUGGGAUUUGGGAGCUUGCUUUCCUGGGUACUGGAAGAGUGGCCAGCCUUACCUUGCAUUGCCUGUUCUCUAGAGGGCAAAGGAGUGGCCAGUCCUUGAGGAAUGUAUGCUAGCCUCAGGAAGUGUUCUAAGUCCGAUCUGAAAACAGGUUUGCAGAAAGUUGUUUCAUUUGCGUUUCCAAUCCUUUCCUGAUCCUCCUUUUAAAUGUCCAUCUCUUUUUUGAAAAAAAAAUUUAUUUGUGCCUUAAACAGUAAUUUCAAAAAUAAAUGCAGUCACCUUUUCUGUGUUUUCCUCCUUUUGCCAUUUUCAUUUUUCAUCUCCUUUUGCUAGUCCCAGAACAUCAUAACUUUCCCUUGCAGUGUCCUGAGAAAUGUCAUAGCCAAUCUUAUUAGAUUAGUUCUCAUUUGUGAUCAUUUAGGGCAAUGUUUAAACGUUUGGUUCUGUUUACUAGGUGAAGAGGAAUCAUACUACAUCACCUUCGUCAGAGGAAGUUGGUGUGCCACGUAAGGUCUGGGUACAUAAUACCAUAUUUUCAUCACAUCCUGAUAAUUGCUUUUUUCAAGCCACUAUAACUGAACCUUCCCAUACAACCUUUCAUUCUUUUGAAGUGCUGAGUCAGCACAACAGGACAGUGCCUACAUCUCCCUCCAUCCCACCAGGACCUAGUAUGUGUAAAAUAGGCAUAAACCACACCUUCCAUGGACAAUGAAUGAGAACUGCACCAUGCCAUCUUCCAAUUUAAAGCAGCACAUCUGUUGUCUUCCUGGAUUAUCUGCUCUAGUUGGGGAUAGUUCUUCUCAGUUCAUUGUCUGGCCUAGGGUCUAGCACUUCUUGUUUUAUUUUUCAAGCUAGUACAGCUGAACCAUGAAAUGCAAGAUUCUAAAGAGAGAAAGCCUAGAGCUGGAACAACAUUAAUCUUAUGUACAUUGAGAAGACAAGGUCUUAAUUCUGUAACUGUGAGAACAUAUGUGCAGUAGAGUUCAUUGCCAUUUAAUACACCUUAUAUCCUCAUUCAUCUACAUUUUAUAGCCAAGGAGUUGUUUUUGAGUAAUGAGGAACCAGCUUUUUGGUGGAUCUUCUGCUUAUGUCUAGUGGUCUAGUCCCAAAUUAACUUUGAACUGAGGUAAAAUUUAUCCUUGCUGCUGUGUGAAGAAUUCCUCAGUCUUUAGCAGACAGGUGAUGAUCCAUUUGCCUCGCUCAUUUAAAUUAGCAGUGGUGCUAUCUUCAGAAACCAGACUCCUUUGUGUACCUGUUUGCUAGCUGGCAGCUUGGUCUUGAAGCAAGCAGUGAUUUCUCUAGAGUAACCACUUUCAGAAUCAUUUUUUCCCCUCAGUUUGAAGACGUGUUUGGACCUUCUUGCAAAAUUAACAGUAGUAAUGCUUUUAAAAAAUCAGCUGAUGAUAAAAUACCAAAAGUCUAUGAAGAAAGUAUUUUAUUACAAAAACUGAUUUAAAAGAGGGGAGAAUUAAAUCAGAAAGACAGUUGUGUGUGACUACAGCAAUCCUGAUCAUAUAUAGCCAGAGAUGCUAUCUACUUUGGCCCUUUCCUACUGACUCAUCUCAUGCCUUUUUCUUAUCUGUAGGCAAUAGACACAAGGUUGACAAUAGCUGAAAGGAAUGUGGAUAUAUGGAGUAGAGUUUAUAAUACCAUUUGGGAAGCACAUGUGGCAUGUGUUUGAACACGAGAGAAAACUUGCAGCCAGAGAUCAUCUUUGAACUUGCUGCCAAAAAAGAAGUAGAGAUGUUAUGAACCCAAAAAAUGUGACAAUCCUAAUCUGGAUAAAGUACAUCCUGCCCUUAUAUAACAGAGAGACAAUAUUGGCAACUACACUUCUUCUAUUGCUUUACUUCUGUUCUGCAUUCAGGGCCAGAUACUGUUCUACUUUCAAUGACAAAACUUGCAGCAUAUCAGUUACCACAAUUAAGUUAGAUCAAAAUUGAGGGUAAAACACUUUUGCCUUCAGAUUUGUAAAGUGAAGCUGGCAGAAAGGCUCUUAGUUAAAAAAAAAACGUACUUAUAAAUCAGAAUGGAUAUCUGGAGCGUAAUCAUUCAAGUAACACUGAGGGAAAGGCAGAAAGAAUGAGAGUGUGCUGCCAGCAGGAGCUCACAGUUUGAGAGUUUGUAGCUUUGUCUUUGGUGCAAUAUUUCCAAAGAAAAGAUAUUCUCUCCCCCCCCCCCCCAUUUGAGCAUCUGUCUGUAAACUGAUGCUGCACAAUACUAACUUACUGUCAAAGUAUUAGAAAAUAAACAGGAUUAUACAAUACAAAGGUGCACAGUUACUGGGUUUUUCCCAUACUAUGUUUGUAAAAUUGAACCGUCUCAGCGUGGUGUUUGCAUUAUAGAUGAGAAGAUCAAAGGAUCUUCAAGGGAAGAGCGCAGAGAAGGAUAUUAGUCUCAACAUUGUACUUUGUCAGUAUUUUUUCCACCAUGCUUUUCUUACUGCAGUAUAUGGGCUGGCCCAUGCUUAAAUUCUGUUUUCUACAGCUGUUGAGGUAGUAUUUUUUUCAUUUGUAUUUUAGCAACAUUCUGUUCUUUAUACUGAAUACUUGAGAAUCCAUCUGGCAGUUAGCGACAUUCCAUUUUUGAGGACCGGGGAAGGGGCAAGUAAGAUGCUUUAGGCUUUUCAACAUGAGAAGGUGGUGGAACAAUUGCUGCUAAAUCCUUCAAACUGCUUGUAUGUUUCCUACUUUGUCCCUCAGAUUACAGCAAGUAAACUUUUUUCUGGCAAGAUCUCAGCAAGUUGUGAAGGGAAGGGGCCAGGAACAAUGCAUACUUUAUAGUGGUAGCUAAUUAGGAAAAGAUUCUAAGAGCUCUGAGCAUACUAGUAAGUAUGCUGUUUCUCAAGGACAGAUGAAUCUUUAAAAGCUCUAACCUGAAUUUCUAGUAUAUUGGAGGUAUGGCUGUGUCUUUAAGUCUAUACAUUCCAGGAAAAUGGUGGCCAAGCUAAUAGCAUCUGUGGGGUCAAGAGGAUAGAUGCUGGGAUUCAAAAAGUGUUUUGUUGUCAGUUCACCCUUUCACUUUAGGAUCUGUGUCUAAGUUGUCUGUGACCCAGAAUCCAUAUCACAUGUAGGAUCAGAUUGGGUGUUAAGUAGCUUUAUAACUUGGAUCCCUGAAUAGCUACAUUACAGUAUUAACUAGGAAGACUGCAUAUGCAGUAGAAAACAAGUUUGGGAUGAUGACUUUUUAGAAGUCCUUUGGCAUGGUCAAGUUCUCAACUGCAAAAAUACCCAGAUUUUAAAAACUAAAAUUAUAUUGUUUUAAUAGCUAUGUAUUUUAAAUAUAUGGAAGUUAUUUUUUUCCCUUAUUUCCCCCUCAUAAUUUUGUGGUGAGGGAUGUGAGAACCCCCCUCAUAAUUUUGUGGUGAGGGAUGUGAGAACCCCCCUCAUAAUUUUGUGGUGAGGGAUGUGAGAACUGGGUGCCAGUGUUUGGUGGGGCCUUCUAGCAUUGCCAUAAACCAGUUAUUGCAAUCUUUCUAUAAUGAACUCAUGUUGACAAGAAUAAAACACAAAUUGAUAAGUACAGCUUAAAAUCUCUGUUCCUUUUAUCAUUGGAUCUCAUCAAUAUUUUAAAGCACAUUGAAAGAUUUCAAUUGUGCUGGCUUUUCCUCUGAAAAUAUUUUAAGUGCUGUCUGAGGUUGAAGUUUUAUCUGUAAAUAAAGAAACUGGACAGCCAAAAGUUGGGGUACUUGUUGGACUUCAGUAACUUAUCAGCUAUUGGCAAAUAGACUCCUACAAAACCCUUUAUAAAAACUUGCACUCUGAUUUUUUCUCCUGCAGAUGAACAUGUAAAUAAAGAUAAUGUAGGAUGUACCAAAAAGUCCAGUUUGAGCAGGACAAUGGCAAGUUCUCCCCAGUUUUUGUAUGCAUUAUAGAUUAGUGUCUGUAUACGUGUUAAUUGUAGUGGGGUUUUGUCUGACAAGCCUGAAAUUUAUACUUUGAAAUAAACUACUGGGUUUUUAA
Messenger RNA from Heteronotia binoei (common prickly gecko), 8194 nucleotides. RefSeq names its product activating transcription factor 7 interacting protein (gene ATF7IP). Lineage: Eukaryota; Metazoa; Chordata; Lepidosauria; Squamata; Gekkonidae. Gene Ontology annotation, molecular function: transcription coregulator activity; protein binding. Gene Ontology annotation, cellular component: transcription regulator complex; nucleus. The record is from RefSeq and is a predicted model, not a curated record. Bases 514 to 3891 code for a protein of 1125 amino acids. The transcript is spliced from 15 exons. Gene Ontology annotation, biological process: regulation of DNA-templated transcription.